This is a messenger RNA of Penicillium maclennaniae, 1026 nucleotides long. RefSeq lists its product as uncharacterized. NCBI's taxonomy places the organism in Eukaryota, Fungi, Ascomycota, Eurotiomycetes, Eurotiales, Aspergillaceae. Gene Ontology annotation, molecular function: snoRNA binding. The coding region runs from base 1 to 1026 and encodes 341 amino acids. The transcript has 2 exons. The record is from RefSeq and is a predicted model, not a curated record. Gene Ontology annotation, biological process: rRNA processing.
AUGUUCUCUCACCUGGUCACUGCUGCGAAGGGUCUAUUUACGCGAGAGGAGUCUCAAGACACAUCUGCAGAUUCUGCCAGCGACAUCGCAACCAAUUGCAACAUGGUCUCCGCCACCAGACAAGGCGUUGUUGCCAAUGAAGUUGAGAAGCCCAAGGCCAAUAGCGUCUUGAAGGCCGGUAAACGCAAAACACAAACCACUGCCACAGAAAAGCCCGACAACAAGCAGAGCAAGAGGAGGAAAAGAGAUAGCCUGGAAGCCGCAGAUGCUAACAGCGACGACGAUUCGGAGGAGUUGAAGGGUCACAAAAAGCAGAAGUCAUCCAUUGCCGCGCCAAAGGCACACUUUCGAUUUGAUAGCGAGGAGCCUGCCAUGCCGGAGAUCACACGGUCUGAGAUUCCCGCGGCACCUCAGGACAAUGAUGAGGAUUCAGAUAGCGACGAUGAUGCGCCUGAGAUGAUCGACAACUCCGCGCAGCUCCUUAAGAUCAAGGACCAGGCAAAGAAACAGGAGAAGCUGAAGCAACAAGAGGAACAACUGAAGAGAGAAAAGCGGAGGAAGCUCGACGAGCGCCGAAAGUUGCAAGCGAAGUCUAAGCCCAAGGAAAUUGUCUCAAGCGAUGACCUUCUUUCCGAAAGCACGGCUACACUUCAAGGCUCGAUCACACAGGACGCCCGUCGCGCCGCCCUUCCGGCCUUGCUUCCCGAUGAUAUCCUAAACGCCGAGCCUGUUCUUCGCCCCCUCACACCCCCGGCCGAGGACUCAAUGGCGCCCAAGAAGCCGACCAAGUUGAGAUUUUUGGAGAAGUCUGAGAAGCCUCCGAAGGAUGUACGGGCUGGAGAUGUCACCAUUCGCGUGCUUGAUGCACCAUCCACGAAGAAGAGCUCCAAGCCUGCAUUGGCUCCCAAGGCCUCCAAGGCCGGUCGGAAUGUGAGGCAGAGUUGGCUCAAGAGAGAGCGAAGCACCGCAAAGGUUAAUGGUCUGCGGAUGACAGCGGGCGGUCCAUCCAAAUUUACGCGCCGUUAG